AUGCCCACAAUGGCCUCUUUGAAGAUCUACAGACGCUCUGAAAAUGCCACCAUUCCCACCAGAGGCUCUCUUCACUCGGCUGGCUACGAUCUCUACUCCUCGCAGGACACUGUUAUUCCAGGCAGAGGACAAGCUCUAGUCUCCACCGACAUUUCAAUGGUUAUUCCAAUUGGCACCUAUGGCAGAGUUGCUCCCAGAUCUGGUCUAGCUGUCAAAUAUGGCAUUUCCACUGGCGCUGGUGUUAUUGAUAGUGAUUAUCGAGGAGAAGUCAAAGUCAUGUUGUUCAACCACAAAGACGAAGCUUUUACUAUCAAGAAGGGCGAUAGAAUUGCCCAAUUGAUCUUGGAAAAGUAUCUUGUAGCCGACAUUGUGGAAAUUGAUCUCUCUCAAUUGGAUCAAACUCUGAGAGGCGAAGGUGGUUUUGGUUCUACUGGCGUUGGUUUGAAAAAUUAA
Ascoidea rubescens DSM 1968 is the source of this 453-nucleotide messenger RNA. It is a transcript of the gene DUT1, whose product is annotated as bifunctional dITP/dUTP diphosphatase. The coding region runs from base 1 to 453 and encodes 150 amino acids. The record is from RefSeq and is a predicted model, not a curated record. Lineage: Eukaryota; Fungi; Ascomycota; Saccharomycetes; Ascoideales; Ascoideaceae. Gene Ontology annotation, biological process: dUMP biosynthetic process; dUTP catabolic process. The transcript has a single exon. Gene Ontology annotation, molecular function: magnesium ion binding; dUTP diphosphatase activity.